AUGUCGCGCGCAGGCAGCGUGCCCGACUUUCUCAAGCCGACGCCACGGGUCAAGGGUGCCAGCCAGAAGCUCUGGUCCUUUCUCGCCAACAACCUCAACUUCUACCGGAUCCACCUCACCGUCUUUACGCUCACCCCGCUCGUCUUCUCGGCCAUCUACUGGGCCUCCAACACGACGGAGAUCAAGUACAUCGACUGCCUCUUUGUAUGCGUCUCGGCCAUGACCGUGACGGGCCUGACGCCGAUCAACCUGAGCAUCAGCACGCCCUGGCAGCAGGCCAUUCUCUUUUUCCUCAUGUGCAUCGGCAACAUCAGCGCCGUGUCGAUCACAAUGGUCCUCAUCCGCCGCCACUUUUUCCGGCUCAAGUUCGACGACGUGAUCCGCAAGAGUGCGCGCGCGCGCAAGCGCAUGCAGGACGUCGAGGUGGCGCACCAGAAGGAGAAGCGCAAGGAGCUCAUCCGGCUGCAGCGCCUCGUGGGCUUGCGCAAGCGCCACCGGCGCCAUCCAGUAGGGGGAGAAGGCAGCCCGCGGAGCAGCGCAUCGACCGACUCGAUUGCGUCUGCCGAGCUGCGGGCCGAGCGCAAGAAAAAGGCGACAAAGCACAAGAAGGGCCCGCUGCGCGCAGACAUGAUCAAGCGCAUGGACCAGCCCGCGGUGCUCAUCAACCCCAUGGGCAUGCCCUCGACGGCCGUGCGCGAGCCGACGCCGGAGCAGCCGCCGCCGGAGCAGCCGACGCCGGAGCAGCAGCAGCAGCAGCAGCAGCAGCAGUCUGUGAUGAGCAGGUCGCCAAGUGCACACUUCGCUGCGUCGACUGGCGGCGGCGGCGGCAUCCUCGCCAGCAGCGGAGGCGGGCCCGACGAGAGCGGCGGCGACGACCAGCAGCCAAACGUGCGUAUCGCGCUGCCCGACGAGAGCCAGCGCCGCCGGUCCAACGUCACCGCCAUGCCCAGGACGGCCGAGCCACACCGGACGCGAUUCAGCGACGCCGCAGACGACGACGACGCUGCUGCUGACGAGAGGCGGCCUGCCCGGCGCACAUCGGACCCAACGCGCGGCGGCCAGUUGACCCACCACGCCCGCCACGGCUCCGACGUCGGCGCGAUCCGGCCCCUUGUCACGCGGCCCGCCCCUGACUUUCCACGCGCACAGACCGUCGAGUUCUCGGAGCCAUACGUAGACAGGGAACGGCGCUCGGUCAAUCACGACCGCUCGGCGGCCACCACGACAGCCUUUUCGCCCGGCGCAGCGCAAUCGCUCGGCCCAGGCUCCGCCUCGCUGCGCAACCGCGUGCCCACGCUCGACUUUGAGCGGACGCCCACCAUGCGCUCCUCGACUGGUCAGGGCGGCUACGGCUACGGUGGCUACGGACGGCGCAACACGGGCGUGCCCAUGACGCGCACCCAGACGACGUCCAAGGAGCGCGGCUUCGGUGGCUUUCCCACGCCCUUUGAGAUUGCCGGCUUUGCCCUCAAAAAGGCCCUGCCCCAGCUCGAGGAACGCUUCUCACGCUCGACGACGAUGCCGCGCACCGCCACCUUUGCCUCGACCUACUCGGCCACGGGCGCAAACGUGGACCCCAACACGCGCUCGGCGCCCUACCUCUCCUUUGACGCCACCGUCUCGCGCAACUCGCGCUUCCACGAGCUCACCGAGACGCAGCGCGACGAGCUCGGCGGCGUCGAGUACCGCGCCAUUGAUCUGCUCGCCAAGCUGCUGCCCGCCUACUGGUUCGGCAUCAACUUUCUCAUGGUCGUCCUCGUCGCGCCCUGGCUCGCCAGCGCCUCGGCCGUCACCGUGCACCGCGUCUUUGCCGAGCAGGGCGCCACCGCACCCGACACGACCUGGUUCUGGUUCUUCCAGGUCAUCUCGGCCUACUCCAACACCGGCUUCAGCCUCAUCGACACAUCCAUGAUCCAGAUGGCCGACCAGUACUUUAUGCUGAUCCCCAUCGGCCUCCUCAUCCUCGCCGGCAACACGGCCUUUCCCAUCUUUCUCCGCUUCUUCAUCUGGCUCUGCUCCCUCUGCGUGCCCAAGUCGUCGCGCGUCUACGAGACGCUGCGCUUCCUCCUCGACCACCCGCGCCGCUGCUUUGUCUACCUCUUUCCCAGCGCCCAGACCUGGUUCCUCCUCCUCGUCCUCGUCGUCCUCAACUCGACCGACUGGAUCUUUUUCCAGGUCCUCGACAUUGGCAACCCGGUCAUCGAGGCUUGGUCCGUGGGCCAGCGCACGUUUGACGGCCUGUUCCAGUCGAUUGCCGUGCGCGCUGCUGGCUUCCAGAUCAUCUCGCUCCUCGCCCUCGCACCCGCCGUCCAGUUCCUCUACAUUGUCAUGAUGUACAUCUCCGCCUAUCCCAUCGCCAUGUCCGUGCGCAACACCAACGUCUACGAGGAGCGCUCCCUGGGCAUCUACAACGACAGCGACGAGACGCCGCCGGCGUACGACGACGGUGCCCUCAACACGGGCGGCGCCAAGGUCUGGGGCACCUACCUGGCUGCCCACGCGCGCCGCCAGCUCGCCUUUGACAUCUGGUGGCUCGGCUUUGCCCUCUGGCUCAUCUGCAUCAUCGAAAAGACCAACAUCGAGGACCCGGCCAGCAACGGCUGGUUCACCGUCUUUUCGUGCCUCUUUGAGCUCACGUCGGCCUACGGCACCGUCGGUCUCAGCACGGGCACGCCGUACGACAACUUUAGCCUGUCGGGCCGCUUCAGCACCCUCUCCAAGCUCGUCGUCAUUGCCGUCAUGCUCCGUGGCCGCCACCGUGGCCUGCCCGUCGCCAUCGACCGCGCCAUUUUGCUUCCCAGCGACCUCGAGUACGAGGAC
This is a messenger RNA of Acaromyces ingoldii, 2820 nucleotides long. RefSeq lists its product as hypothetical. The annotation marks the transcript as partial. Gene Ontology annotation, molecular function: high-affinity potassium ion transmembrane transporter activity. The record is from RefSeq and is a predicted model, not a curated record. The transcript has 3 exons. Lineage: Eukaryota; Fungi; Basidiomycota; Exobasidiomycetes; Exobasidiales; Cryptobasidiaceae. Gene Ontology annotation, cellular component: plasma membrane. Gene Ontology annotation, biological process: potassium ion import across plasma membrane; intracellular potassium ion homeostasis.